Molecule: messenger RNA, 1950 nt
Organism: Rotaria sp. Silwood2
Lineage: Eukaryota; Metazoa; Rotifera; Eurotatoria; Philodinida; Philodinidae
Source: the annotation of a GenBank genome assembly
AUGUAUAUUCAACCAACACCUUAUUCAGUUUCAUCGACAUCAGCGAAUACUGCUCAAGGAAUGCAUACACCAUUAUCAACAACGUCAAAUAAUAAUACAAUACGCUUAUCACAAGAACAUCGUGCACGUCUUUAUCAAAUAGUAAAUGAAUUAACUGAUGAUCAAUUACGUUUAUUUCUUACAAAUCAUAUACAAUCUAUAUCAAAUACAACAUUAAAUAGUCAAUUUCAACAUUAUUCACGUACGCAAUUAAUGCAACAAACAUAUAUUCUUAUCGAUAAUUAUUAUUCAGUCGAUCUUGAACAAACACUUUAUGCAAUGAGACAAAAACGUUUUCAAUCUGAUUAUCAACAACAACAACAACAACAACAACAACAACAGCAACAACAAAUAUAUCGACCACCAUCAUCGACACAGCAACAACAGCAAACUUAUGCUACAUCAUAUAAUUCACAACCAUUUUAUUAUACUCAACAAACAAUACCAUAUAGUGUUCCUUCGAAUUAUCGUCUUCCAACACAAUCAAAUGUUUCACCUCAAUUAAGACCAAUACGACCUAGUCCUAAUACCGGUCAACCUACAAAUGUUUAUAAUCAACGUUCUCAAAAUCCUCGUCCUCAACAGCAACAGCAACAACAACAACAACAACAACAACAACAAUCUCCAUAUUUUCCUUCGAUUUUAUCUCGUCAACAAUAUAUUCAACAACCACCAACAUCUACAACAACAACAACAAUAACUAAUGGUUUAUCAUCAUCAUCAUCAGCAGCAGCUAUUUCUCGAUAUCAAGUUCCAAUUUUACCUCCACCACCGUCCAAUAUGACCCGACCAAUUCUUCCGACUUCGUCAUCAAUAUUAAAUAUAACUCAUAAAACUUUACCAUUUUAUUGUCCAUUAACAUGUGUUUAUGAAUGUUAUCAUGUAUUCCGUUACGAUACAUAUCGUAAACAAUAUUUUUCUCGAAAUGAUUUUGUUUUAUCACUUGAUGUGUGUAAUCAAUUAGCAUUAUCAUAUGAUUAUGAUUCUGAUCUUGAUAUUCAUAAAACAACAAAAUGUUUAAUUAUGCGCCUUGUACGUAUUGAUCAACCACCUAUGUCAAAUGGUAAAUAUGAUGAUAAUCUACCACCAAAUAUAGUUAUACAUAUAAAUUCACAAAAUGUAACUAAUUUACCAACACCAAAACCAUGUACAAGACAACAAACUGAUUUAAUUCGUAUUGGACGUGAAAUUGAUAUAACAUCAUAUUGUAUGUUUAAUCCAAUAUUAAAUAAUGAAUUAACAAUGACAUGGUCAUAUCGUCAAGAUAAUACAAAUUUAAAUAUUCAAUAUGUUAAUGCACAAUAUGCAUUACAUAUAUUUCUUGUACAACAUUUAAAUAUUGAAGAUUUAUGUGAACAAAUAAAAAAUAAAUCGGCAAAAUUUUAUCGUGAAGAUUUAGUUAAAUUAUUAGCUAAAGCAAUUGCAACUGAUCGUGAUCUUGGUUUAGAAGUUAGUGAUCAAAAAUUAAAAUUAAAAUGUCCUAUUGAUCAAAGACGAUUAAAAACCCCAAUACGAGCUGUAACUUGUCAACAUUUACAAUGUUUUGAUUUAAAAAAUUAUAUCGCUUUAAAUGAAAAAGCUGGUAAAUGGAUAUGUCCCGUAUGUAAUAAAUCCGCUUUAUUUGAUGAUUUACAAAUUGAUUCAUAUACUGAAUCAAUAUUAAAUUCAAUGGAAAAUGAAAAUGUAACUGAAAUCACAAUUGACAGUAAUUUAAAUUGGGCACCUGUAACAUCAUCAUCUUUAAUUAUUGAACAACAACAACAACAAAUAACAUCAAAUAUUGAUGAUAUUAUAUUAGAUGAUGAUCUAAUUGAUGAAAAACAACAAGAAUUUGAUUCAAAAUUACAUAUUCCAUUAAUAUCAUCAUCAACAAAUGGAUCAACUAAUGUAAUACUUAUAGAUGAUGAUUAA